AUGGAAUACUACGACCCCGACGAUAUCCUUCUGAACGAAACAAGAAUACAGGUUGUAUUCAAGCACAAGGUGCAGAACUUCGGAUUUCUUGGACAGAGAUCCAGGAUCCUUCCAGAAAACAAGAAGGUGGAGGUCCCAUACUUCCUUGUAGCCUUUCUUCUGAAAAACGACCAUUGUAAGCUGGCCGAGGGCUUCCCAGAUAAGUCCCUGCUGGAGGAUAUAAGCGCCAAGCCUGGAGUAAUUGACCUGAGGUCGGUGUGUCCUUACUUCUUCUACUUGCACUCCAUUCUUCUCAAAGAGGAAGUGUCUCUGCCGGAGUUCUUCUAUGAAAGAAUAGGAGACCAUUCUUCUCUAGUUCUCAAGAAGGCGUUUUCCGAAGAUGAUGUAUGGAGGUUGGACGUGAUUGAAAGAGGUCUUAUUGUACGCAGCAGGAGAACUUUCCAGAGAUUUCAUAACUUCCUUAUCUUGGGUCAUAACUAG
Messenger RNA from Encephalitozoon intestinalis ATCC 50506, 480 nucleotides. RefSeq lists its product as uncharacterized. The transcript has a single exon. NCBI's taxonomy places the organism in Eukaryota, Fungi, Microsporidia, Unikaryonidae. The record is from RefSeq and is a predicted model, not a curated record. Bases 1 to 480 code for a protein of 159 amino acids. Gene Ontology annotation, biological process: mitotic DNA replication initiation. Gene Ontology annotation, cellular component: GINS complex.